AUAAAAUUAAAGAGGGCGAGAUCAAUCACACAAGUGAUAAAUUACACGAGAAAGAAACAUAGUCUGAGACUCAUACUACUACUAAUUUUGCCUCUUUAGGUAGUAUAGCCAUGGAUUUCCACACAAACAAUCCUCACUUCGUUUUGUUCCCCCUAAUGGCUCAAGGGCACAUCAUUCCCAUGAUAGACAUUGCAAAAGUAUUGGCACAGCAUGGGGUGAUUGUUACCAUUUUCACUACUCCAAAAAAUGCAUCACGUUUCAAUUCAGUUAUUGCUCGUGCUGUUUCAUCAGGCCUCCAAAUCCGGCAAGUACAACUCUAUUUUCCAUCAAAAGAAGUAGGACUACCCGAAGGGUGUGAGUGCUUCGACAUGCUACCUUCAAACAAUAUGACGUACAAAUUCUACCAAGCAGUCAACAUGCUUCAUGAGCCAGCGGGAGAAAUGUUUGAAGCACUAACACCCAAACCAAGUUGCAUUAUUUCUGACUUUUGCAUUCCUUGGACUACUCAAGUAGCUGAGAAGUAUCGUAUCCCUAGAAUUUCAUUCCACGGAUUUUCUUGCUUCUACCUCCAUUGUCUACACCAGAUACACACUUCAAAGGUUUGUGAAAGCAUCACUUCAGAAUCAGAGUACUUUACUAUUCCUGGUAUACUUGACCAAAUUCAAGUUACCAAAGAGCAGGCAAUAAUGAACUCAAAUUCGGAUGAAAUGAAUGAUUUCUGGGAGCAGAGAAGUCUCGCUGAAAUGAAGUCAUAUGGGGUGAUCAUAAAUACUUUUGAAGAGUUGGAGAAGGCAUAUGUGAGGGAUUACAAGAAGCUGAAAAAUGAUAAGGUAUGGUGCAUUGGUCCUGUUUCAUUAUGCAACAAGGAUGGCUUAGAUAAGGCUCAAAGAGGCAAUGCGGAUUCCAUUAAUAAAGAGCAUCAUUGCAUGAAGUGGCUAGAUUUGCAUCAACCCAAGUCUGUGCUCUAUGUUUGUUUUGGAAGCUUGUGCAAUUUGAUUCAUUCACAGCUUGUGGAGCUGGCCUUGGCCUUGGAAGAUGCUAAAAGACCAUUUAUAUGGGUUAUUAGGGAGGGAAGUAAGUUCCAGGAGUUGGAAAAGUGGAUCUCCGAAGAAGGGUUUGAGGAAAGGACCAAAGGGAGAGGCCUUAUAAUUCGAGGUUGGGCUCCACAAGUACUAAUAUUAUCACAUUCUUCCAUUGGAGGAUUCUUAACACACUGUGGCUGGAAUUCAACACUUGAAGGGGUGAGUGCUGGAGUGCCAAUGGUUACUUGGCCUCUAUUCUCUGAUCAAUUUUUAAAUGAGAAGCUUGUUACUCAAGUGUUGAAGACUGGUGUAAGCGUUGGGGUAGAAGUUCCAAUGAAGUGGGGAGAGGAAGAGAAAAUGGAUGUGUUAGUGAAGAAGGAAGAUAUUAAGAAGGCAAUAUGCUUGGUGAUUGAUGAUCAUGGUGAAGAAAGUAAAGAGAGAAGAGAAAGGGCACGCAAACUUAGUGAGAUUGCAAAGAUAGCUGUUGAAAAAGGAGGGUCUUCUCAUCUUGAUAUGACUUUGCUUAUCCAUGACAUUAUGCAAUCAAGUAAUCGUGAGGAGGAUAAGCAUAUAAAGUCCAUGCCUAAAGAGUCGAAAAUACCCGUACCCCAGGAUAUUUUUGGAUAAAAUUAAUCUGUAAGAAAUAAUAAAUGGAUGUAUCUAUUCCCAUUAAUAAAUAGUAGGGACGUAAACAGAUAUCAAGUAUCUGUCUUAAGGGUAUUAUUGGAUAUCUGUAAUAAUAAAAUUAUUUAAAU
Cajanus cajan (pigeon pea) is the source of this 1777-nucleotide messenger RNA. RefSeq names its product UDP-glycosyltransferase 73C3. Gene Ontology annotation, molecular function: UDP-glucosyltransferase activity. The record is from RefSeq and is a predicted model, not a curated record. NCBI's taxonomy places the organism in Eukaryota, Viridiplantae, Streptophyta, Magnoliopsida, Fabales, Fabaceae.